Messenger RNA from Aspergillus luchuensis, 888 nucleotides. RefSeq lists its product as uncharacterized. Bases 1 to 888 code for a protein of 295 amino acids. The transcript has a single exon. Lineage: Eukaryota; Fungi; Ascomycota; Eurotiomycetes; Eurotiales; Aspergillaceae. The record is from RefSeq and is a predicted model, not a curated record.
AUGGAACCUGAAACUAUCAACUCCGGCUUCAAUAUGGGCAACGAACUCGACUACAUGCUGGAUCGUAACUACACAGCAGCUUCACGCCUCAAUUUCCAAUUCUACCUGUGGAAAGAAUCACUCCAAUUCAACCUCCACCCCUCCAUCGACCUCGGCCCUGCCGGUGAGACUGUCAGAAUCGCCGAUCUAGCCACGGGCACCGCAAUCUGGCUUUGCGAUCUUAUGCGGGACCCAGCCAUGGCGCCAUACACUCUGCAGCUGGACGGUCUAGACGUGGACCUGAAGAAUGCGCCUCUACCAGAAUGGGUGACGCCCUCCAUCAGUCUUCGCCAAUGGAACAUCUUUGACGAAGUCCCUGAGGACCUGCGCGGAAAGUACGACGUCGUCCACCUACUCCUUCUCGUCCUGGUCGUGCAGGAGAGCAACCCUCUCCCCAUCAUCGAUAAAGUUUUCCAGCUCCUGAAGCCAGGUGGAUACAUCCAGUGGGACGACCUGAACUAUCCUGACACGAUCGUGGCCAAGCCCCCCACUGCACAGCUAAGCAACCAGGCCAGCCCAGCGUGCGAUGCAUUCGUGCAAUUUGCCCAGUCCAACGGACGUAAUGAUUGGGUGCUGGAUCUACCACAAUCGUUGAUGGAUGGACAUGGUGGGUUCGUCAAUGCCGAUCUGUUUCAUUUUAUCGAUCGGCCGGAACUCUGCAAGGCGAAUGGAGACCAGUAUAUACUCGUGCUAGAGGAAUUUGCAGCUCGGCUGAAGUCUGCGGGAAAGGUGGAGGAGGCGUCUCGUAUCUAUGACAUGAUUUUUGGGCUGGCUGAAGAAUCGCGAAGGGGGUUCCACUUGUCUAUGCCAAGGGUGGUCUGUGUGGCUCAGAAGAAAUCGUCGCUCUAG